CUGGUGCAGUUUGAGCAUCAUGAGUUUUUCCAUUGAAUGCACAGAAAGAGGAAGUGAGACGUACAGCUGCGAAGGCGAUAUCAUUAGAGGAAGUAACUGACAGAACGCACAGAAACAACGCAGAGGUGAGACACAAAGGCAUUUCAACAAAGGUUUAAUCAAAGACGUCACCAUGGCUCAGGCUUGUCUGAAAUGUCUCAAGAUCACCAUGUGUGUAGCGAACUUCUUGUGUUUUCUCUCUGGCAUCGGCGUGUUGGGUCUGGGCAGCUACAUGAUCGUGAGUGAGGCGGCCAUCAUCGCUCCUUCUCUGGCGGGGCUGGAGUUGGCCCAUCUUCUGAUCAUCACGGGCAUCAUCAUCACCUGCGUGUCCUUCCUGGGCUUUCUGGGCGCGCUCAGAGAGAACCGCUGUCUACUGCUCACGUUCUUCUUGAUGCUCUUCAUCCUGAUGUUGGCUGAGCUCACUGCGGCCUGUCUGCUUCUGCUCUACGAGAACGACAUUUCCACUUGGCUCGAGGAAGAUCUGACAGCGACCCUGAAGAAGACUAUAGAAAAAACGGACAAUUCUACGAGUAUCAAUUUUUGGGACGUGACUCAGGAGAAGAUGGAGUGUUGUGGAGUUAAGAAUGAGUCAGAUUGGAAGGGUAAAAUCCCAAAGUCCUGUUGCAUCAGACCCUGUAACCCAGACGCACCAACCUACUACAAAACGGGCUGUUUUGAGAAAGCAAAGGUGCUUUUUGAGGACUAUUUUCUGACCAGUGGGAUCGUUGUCAUUGUUCUCUGCAUUGUUGAGGUUUUGGGGAUGUGUUUCGCCAUGACGCUGUUCUGCCACAUCAGCCGAAGUGGACUCGGAUACAAACUAUAGACCUCUCAUUACCAAACUGUGAAACUGACCUGGAGCUGUGUUUUGUUUCAUUCGCACAUGUUUAACACACAACCCGAAAACACUGUUCCACCUUGUGAUGUCACAUGGUAAUACAGGAAGUGCUGAAGAGUGAGUAACUGAAAAAAACAAAACACAACUCUAGCUCUGUUUUUGGGAUGGUAACAACAUUCUAACAGUUCACAAGAGUCUAUUUUGUGUAAUAUAAGACCUGUAAUGUAUGUGUUACAAACUGUGUUCAAGCUAAACUCUGAGUAAACUUUGGUACUUUUAACUUCAUAUAAAUACUUCAGGUUGUCAGAGGUAGGUAGUACUCAGAUUCACUGGAGUACUUUUUAGCAGCGUACAUUUACUCAAACUUGUAUUAUUUUCUUGAAGUAACAGUACUCUUACUUGAGUAAAACUUGUGCUUCCUCUUCCCGCUGAGUAAGUCUAACGUGACAAAAGCUUUAUGUGACAAUAUGAAAUGAUUUGAAUGUUAAAGGGCCCAUCUCAAGAAAAAAAUCUACUUUUCAGAGCUUUCUACCUUCUAAGAGUGAGUGUGUGGGCCUUGUAUUUGUCACCCAUGUGGUUUUUAGAUUGAUUCUGUGUCUUUUUUUAACAAAUUGCAGUGUAUUUCUGCCACCUUCCCACGUGACAAUGAACUAAAGCUACUACAACAAUGAAGCGGCAGAUACACCUGACACGUUUGACGUAACAGAAAGCGCUUCACACCCGCCCCCCUCCACCCAUCAACUGACAAUUCCCACAUGAACACUUAAACAAAAGUGACAGCAUAAGAUCAUCGUUCUCCACUGCAGUGAACGCGAUAUAAUAAGUUGAUCUACUAGUGUUUAUUAAAACUUUACCCAUCAAUAAAGUGGCAGCUGAUGUGGACGCGGUGCUUGAGCUUCGUGCUCCUCAAAGUCCUCAUCCGAUUCUGGGUCCAACACAUGCGGCUGAACUAGGAAUGGGCAUUCGAUGAAAUUUUCUUAAUGAUUAAUCGAUAAUCGAUCGUUAAUUCUUCCAACGAUUGAUUAACGUUUUUAUAUAAAAAUGAUCAUCAUUAUUAUUACUAUCUGCCCUAUUAAUCUGCAUAAAUAAAUUCAACUUUACGACAUAUAAACCAUAACGACUCUAGAGCCACAUCAGCCCGUUUGAGAUUAGAAUGUGUUUAAUUCAGUUUUGCUCAACUCUCACAGAAACAAAACUUAAAACCGCAUCGCUCAUUUGCAUAAACUAAGCGAAGAUAAAACUACAGCUCUUGUGUCGCUGAUGCGGUUGAACUUCUGUCGGAUUAAAAGACAUGACUCAGUGGAAUACAGGUUAGUGUGACCAUAUUUGCGUUUGUCAAAACCAGGACACCGUACGGGGGGAGGGAGGUGGGGACUCGUCAUCCACAUUGCGCGACUCAUGGACUCACACUUGUCCCGAACGCAACAGAAAGCGUGGAAUUUCUUGUACAAGUCAUUGUUAAAUAUGCAUUUGUGCUUCGGUACGUUGCAGACUGAACGACUGUAUCUUGCUCCUUCUGAUGCAGAGAGACACAUGUACAGACCCCUGUUUGGUCAUGUUACGCACAGCAAACUACAUUUGGUUUGUCGUUUAAAAUUAACGUAAUUGAUGAAAUUCUUAAUGAUCAAUUAUCGAUUAAUUGACUAAUCAUGCCCAUCCCUAGGCUGUACGCGCUGUAUCUCCAUGAUGAAUAAAAGUUUAUUCCUACCACUAUCAGGGUGCACGUCUGUCUCCCCCUCCCUCCCUGAGAUGGGCGGAGGAAGGGCGACUCACUCAGAGCCUGCAUCACGUUUGGAGGGCGGAGCUUGUGCUUUCUCAGGGAGGGCGGGGGGGAGGAGCAAUAGUCGGUCUUUCAUAGUUCCUGGUUUGUGACUGUCUCCAAGAAAUCAGUAAGAUUUCAGAACUAUUGUGUAAUGGAUGUUCCAAAACCCAAAUUGUGCUUGUUUAUGUGCAGAAGAUACAAUGUGAAAAUAAUUAUUUUACAUGAGAUGGGCCCUUUAAUAUUAUUGGAAAAAGCCUGUGUUCAAACUAUAAACCUUGAGUAAUCUGUGGUACUUUUAACUUUAUGUAAAUACUUCAGGUUGUCAGGAGUAGGUAGUUAGAUUCACUGGAGUACUUUUUUAGCUCCAUACAUUUACUCAGACUCGUAUUAUUUUAUUGAAGUAACAGUACUUUUACUUGAAUAAAAGAUGUGGUUCCAUUUCUCACUGUGAAUGAGUCUAUAGUAACAAAAGCUUUAUGUGACAAUCUGAAAUGAUUUGAACAUAUGUGUUUCAUUCUAUGAUUGAGUUUGUCUUAUUUUUGUGUUUAUCUUUUGGAAAUGGCAGAUUUUGUGCAUGAUUUCAUGUUUUGUAAUCAUCAAAUUACAUUAACUUCAAAUUAUAACUCAGAUAUUACUUACAGUUACUCUAUAAGUACUUUUUCCAAAUACUUUUUAUACUUACUGACCACUACUUUGCACUUUUACUUGAGUAAUAUUGUUCUGAAGUAACAUUACUCUGACUCUUACUUUUACUUCGACUUUUACUCCACCCACCUCUGCAAGUUGUGUACUAUUGUUUUAAAGGGGUAUUAUGUAACUUUUCUGGUGGAGAGUUCGUCAAAUGCUUUUCUCCAUGGAGAUCUUAUUGCUUUGUCCGGAAUGUUCCACAGUAAAAUUUGGUAACAGACCAAGUUACAGGUCAGAUCUGGAGAGGCGAUCCCGCUCACAGUCAGAAUGUCUGUUUUUUGAGGUAUUUUUAAGCUCUAAAUCCACCUGUAAAUGAAUAAAUGUAAAGUAGAGCUGUUUAAUGUCACACUGUGGAACAUUCCAGGCAGAGCAAUGACGUAUCCACGGAAACAAGCAGGUGACGGACCCCAAACCACAAAGUUACACGAUGCACGAUUGAUGUUAGUUCCGUUGAGCCUCUCUUUUGCUUGUAAAAGAAAAGUCAUCUUUAAAAAGCUAUAGCAGUAAUAAAGUAUUGUAUUGUUUGAAA
This is a messenger RNA of Boleophthalmus pectinirostris (great blue-spotted mudskipper), 3852 nucleotides long. Its product is annotated as leukocyte surface antigen CD53-like. The record is from RefSeq and is a predicted model, not a curated record. Gene Ontology annotation, cellular component: membrane. The coding region runs from base 173 to 862 and encodes 229 amino acids. The transcript has 8 exons. NCBI's taxonomy places the organism in Eukaryota, Metazoa, Chordata, Actinopteri, Gobiiformes, Gobiidae.